ACGUGACCGGGGCGGGGGAAGAUGGCGGAGCCGCCCGGUGCCGCGGCGGAGGAAGCGUGGGGGAAGGUGGACGCCGCGUACGGGGACAGCGGCCCGGAGCCGGCGCUCUUCAUGGACGGCGCGCGGAAGGGCAGCGUGGUGUCCCGCGCCAACAGCAUCGGCUCCACCAGCGCCUCCUCCGUGCCCAACACCGACGACGAGGACAGCGAUUACCCCCAGGAGCACUACAAGGAGUCCUACAAAGAUCAGCGCCGCCGGGCGCACACGCAGGCGGAGCAGAAGAGGCGCAACGCCAUCAAGAAAGGCUAUGAUGACCUGCAGGCCAUCGUGCCCACCUGCCAGCAGCAGGACUUCUCCAUCAGCUCCCAGAAGCUGAGCAAGGCCAUCAUCCUCCAGAAAACCAUUGAUUAUAUUCAGUUCCUGCACAAGGAAAAGAAGAAGCAAGAAGAGGAAGUUUCUACACUCAGAAAAGAUGUGAUGGCCUUGAAGAUAAUGAAAGUGAACUAUGAGCAGAUAGUAAAAGCUCACCAGGACAACCCAAGUGAGGGGAAGGACCAGGUCUCUGAUCAGGUGAAAUUCAAUGUUUUCCAAGGCAUUAUGGAUUCCCUCUUCGAGUCCUUUAAUGCCUCCAUCUCAGUCACGAGUUUUCAGGAGCUCUCAGCAUGUGUCUUCAGCUGGAUUGAGGAGCACUGUAAGCCCCACACUCUACGGGACAUCGUCAUGGGGGUCCUGCACCAGGUGAAGAGUCAGCUGUACUGAGCAUUCCCUCACUGGAGCACCUCCUGACCGGGUGACAGAUGCCAGGAGAGGCAGGGCCGUCUCCCUUGUGGUUGUCCUUAAAGCUUCUCCAAUUAUUUAUUGUCACUACAAAACCAAAACAAGGCUGUGCAAACGUCUCUGCUCCACAGGUACUGUCACAGUCAACAUCACCAAAUACUGCUAAGGACUUAGCAAAGGGAAAGAAAAAAGUGUGUAUUGAAUACAGAUCUUUUAAGUUGCCGGAGUCUUAAGCUCAGUUUGCCUGUGCUACUGACUCCAGGGCUGCAGCUCAGCAGGUGAAACAGAUCUGCUCUGUAACUUCAGACCUGAUAAAAAAAAACCCUUUUGAUCCUGGGAGCAGAGAGAAAUAGGAGAGUGCUAAAAGCUGUUGUUCUCUGCUAAUACUGAUUAGGAAUAGGGUUCUCCUGCAACUGCAGGCUUUCAAUACCUCCCUCCGAAGCAGCUCUUAGAAAACCAAGAGGCUGCUUUAACUUCUGUAGACGCUUUUGAAGAGGCCUGGAAGAACUGAGGGAAGGGUUAGCAUGUCACUGCCAGGGAGAUGCUUACAUGGAGCAGCAGCGAGCUCUCCUCGUGCUGGAGUGCGCUGGGGCCUUGCUGUCCUGACCUCCUCAGUCAUAGCAGUAACACCCCUGAAUGGGAAAAGGGAGUGAACUUUUUUUGCAUUCUUUUCCUGCUUGUACUGGUGAGUGCUGAACUGUGCCUGGCUUCGUCUUUUUCCAGGUUGUGAUGUAGCCAUACUGAACAGGGAAGUAGUUCAGUAGCUGCAGCACAGCACUACUGUGAGUUCUCACUGCUGUUCCUUAGCACUAUAAUUUUAUGUGGGUAUAUAUAUUUAUAUACAUGUAACCAGCCUUGAUUUUAUCUUAUAGAUCACUGAAAUCAUUGUAAAGUAUUAUCAAUGCCAGUUUUGCAGUGUCUAACUUGCCACACGCUGCUGCUGUCAGUGUGAUGCAACUAACCAAGCACAAUGAUUGCAUUGGACAGCAUCAUUCUCCAUGGCAUACAGCAGGAUUUGUUCUCUAAUUGUGUUCUUGCUACCACUCCAACAGUAGCAACUAUUUAUUUUGCAUUGUUUUUCCACUGUGGAUGAGGUAAUGCUAGGUUUCUCAGCUCCGGGUUGCUUGAUUUGAAUACUGCAGCUUGAGAUUGUUUAAGCUAUUGCUUCAGUCUGACUUACUUAGAUGAAGAAAAGCAUUUUGGUGGGGUUGAUUUUUAUACAGAAUUAUUUUUCAAGCCCUGUGACCUUUUCAGUAUAAUACAACAGAAGCCUAAGAGGAGUCAAACCCUGUGGUGUUGCACAUAACUGUUGACACAUACAGGGGCAGACAUGGCCCUGGUAGGUGUUGCUUUGUGAUGGAACCAAUACUGUUGUGGAUGGACAGACUAGUCAACAGCCACGUGGCACAGCUUAAAAUUUCCUUUAGAUGCAACCUCUUGCCUUGUGAGGAAGAUGUGGAUUUUUACAGACCUCAUAUGUGAAAGUGACAUAUUUUUCUAUUAUGAAAAAUAAUUAAAUAAAUUUUGCUGAAUGUUUUAA
Molecule: messenger RNA, 2317 nt
Organism: Gallus gallus (chicken)
Lineage: Eukaryota; Metazoa; Chordata; Aves; Galliformes; Phasianidae
Gene: MLX
Product: MLX, MAX dimerization protein
Biological process (GO): regulation of transcription by RNA polymerase II
Cellular component (GO): nucleus
Molecular function (GO): DNA-binding transcription factor activity, RNA polymerase II-specific; RNA polymerase II cis-regulatory region sequence-specific DNA binding; protein dimerization activity
Source: RefSeq, marked provisional